This is a messenger RNA of Cooperia oncophora, 576 nucleotides long. The record is from the annotation of a GenBank genome assembly. NCBI's taxonomy places the organism in Eukaryota, Metazoa, Nematoda, Chromadorea, Rhabditida, Trichostrongylidae.
AUGGAAAGAAUCCAGGAAGUUUAUUUGCUGAGCGAAACCGAUCGCCUUGGUGUAACAACGGGUGUUUUUAUUGCAAAACUGAUGGAACUAUGCUCAGAUCUAUUCAAGAAACAUGUACUAGGCGAGCACAGGCAUGACAAUGUUGUCGAGUGGUAUACCACGUUUCUGAAACUCGACAACAUUGUCAUGCCUGCACUUCGCCAGAAACGUGGGCGGAAAGUGCAAACACCUGAGAGAAGUGGCGCUGCAAUGAGCACCAAACGUCUUAAAGAAACGGAGCAUUACAAUGCCACUACUUCUGAUACACCAUCAGUGUGGCGCUGUGGACCCUCACUCACCGCGUAUGCGAACUGGUCAUGUGACAAACGAUUUCUGAAGCCUCUGCGCCACACAGUUUUGAUGGAAGGAGAUGGAUAUCCAUUGUACAAAAGACGCAACCUCUUAACUGAAGAGAUUCGCAGGAUGAUCUCCGCUGAAAAGUAUCUCUACAUGUACAUUCUCAAGGGUCCAGACCGUGCCGAUAUAAACAUCGAGCGCGCCUACGAAGCCGAAAAUAAGACAACACCUCAAUACUAG